Ostreobium quekettii is the source of this 588-nucleotide messenger RNA. Lineage: Eukaryota; Viridiplantae; Chlorophyta; Ulvophyceae; Bryopsidales; Ostreobiaceae. The record is from the annotation of a GenBank genome assembly.
AUGGCAGUGGAGAUGCUGCAUGAACUGCUGGUGUAUGUGCCGGCAGACAAUCCAGAACUUCAGGCCCUGGUGACCUCAGUUCGUGACAAGUUUGGCAAAGCAGUCGACAACUGUGCGGUUCCAGUCUGGCCAGCAGCAGCCAUCGCGGCAUCCCAACCUGCAAAGGCUGUCGUGCAUGCAAGGUUCUGCAGAUCUGUGCACCUGGCGGCAGGCCUCUGCUCAUUUUGCGACAUCCUGCCAUCCAAAUUCCUUCAAAGCAUGGUGCUUGAGACACUCAUUGGCAGACGGCUGGUCGCCCACCUGCGGGGUGGCUUCAGCAACGUUGCUGCAACAACAGCGAAGUUGGCCAUUUUGGUGGACAUGAUGCCUUCUGACUGGUUUGGCUCAGGCAUCCCAAAGGAAGCUGCAGGCCUGCACGAGCUGCUGUCGUCCUUUGCCCGUCACCUCGAGGGUCAGCGCGUAGAGGCGCUUCGGCACAACAAGGGCGAGGUGACUGCAAGUGCGCUCAGGCUGGCCUCCAUGCUGUCCAAGGUUGGGGACGAUCAACUCAGCAAGCGGCUUGCUCGCAUGUUUGGUGGGGACAGGUGA